CUAUAAAUAUAGUAUUUAUCUGUGAUUAACAAUUUUAAUAACUUAACUACAAAAUGAUUUUUUUGACACUUUAAAAAUAACUUUUUUUUUUGAUAAGGUACUACCUCUUAUUUUAAUGUCGAUUUCAAUACACUAUUCCCUUUGUAUCAUUUUAAGAAGUGUUUAAAGUUUUUGCACAAAUAUUAAAAAAAUAUAAAUUUUUAUAUAAUUGACUUUGGUUACAUAAAAUAACAUUAAAUAAAACUAAUUCAACCAAGAAAAAAAGAUGCAGUAUUUUAUAAUUGGUCAAAAAUUUCAAAUGAUACUAAAUUUUACAUAGAAUUGUGAGAACAUCAUUUAUUUUGAAACAAAAUCAAAAUCUUUAAACAUUAGUUAAACUGAUAUGGAGGGAGUAUAUCGUAAUUUCAUUUAAAAUAUACUAGGAAACAAAAAUUCACUGUAUAAAUAAACUCACUUUGUCUCUCUUACGUGGUCAGAAAUAUCUAAGACUCUUUUUGUUUUUCUUUCAUUUCGACAAGAAAACUAAGAAACAGACAAAAAGACAAUGGACGGAACAGUCAAUGUUCUUUCAAACUUAAGCGACAUAGAACUACACAACUUCUUGGUCGAUCCAAACUUCGAUCAGUUCAUAAAUCUCAUUAGAGGAGAUGAUCAAACCAAUAAAAACCCAUCUCUUGAGUUCGAUCUUGGUGGUCCUUUCCAAAACAGUCCAAGUUUCGUCGACGAGAACCAUUUUAUCCCAUCACAUGUCAAUGACCUUUUCGACGAACUGCCUGACUUGGACUCCAAUGUCGCCGAGUCCUUCCGUAGCCUCGACGCAGAGAGUGUUAAGGCAGGCGGUGACGACGAUUACAACGACUACGACGACUCUUCAGCCACCACGACGCAUACUGAUGGAAGCCGUAAGACGAGGACGGAUCGGUCAAAAACUUUGAUCUCUGAGAGGAAAAGGAGAGGCCGUAUGAAGGAUAAGCUUUACGCAUUGAGAGCUCUUGUUCCUAACAUUACUAAGAUGGACAAAGCAUCUAUAGUUGGAGAUGCGGUGGCUUAUGUUCAAGAACUGCAAUCCCAAGCCAAGAAACUCAAGGCAGACAUCGCUGGCCUUGAAGCUUCUUUAAACUCUACUGGAGGGUACCAAGAACCUGCACCAGAUGCUCACAAAACUCGUCGCGGUCUCAAUCCUCCUGUUUCCAAGAAAAUUAUUCAGAUGGAUGUUAUUCAGGUAGAGGAGAAAGGAUUUUAUGUGAGAUUGGUGUGUAAUAAAGGAGUAGAUGUUGCUCCAUCACUCUACAAGUCUUUGGAGUCUCUUUCAAGUUUCGAAGUGCAAAACUCCAAUCUAAGCUCUCAUUCUCCUGACACAUACCUCUUGACAUAUACAUUGGAUGGGACAUGUUUUGAACAGAGUUUAAACUUGCCUAACCUGAAGCUGUGGAUCACUGGAUCACUUCUAAACCAAGGUUUUGAAUUCGUCAAGGCAUUUACUUGAUUCUAUAAUGCAAUCUGAUUAAUAACCGGUUCUGCAUUUCACUGAUUGUCUUCCUUUAUGUAUGUUUCAUAACUUCCAUGGGUAUAAUUUUUAAUUCUAAAGCUGAUGAGUAGUAUUUUUUCAUUUUGCUUAUAAUCUCAACUCUUUUAAGUUUGUCAUAAGAGAGUGAUGUUAUUGGAAGACCAUUCACAUUCUUGAUUCUACGUCUUGAUUAUAUUCUUCAUGUAAUCUCCAUUCAUCUAGUUCUUUUGUAACCGCGCUAUUCAUAA
Molecule: messenger RNA, 1755 nt
Organism: Brassica napus (rape)
Lineage: Eukaryota; Viridiplantae; Streptophyta; Magnoliopsida; Brassicales; Brassicaceae
Product: transcription factor FER-LIKE IRON DEFICIENCY-INDUCED TRANSCRIPTION FACTOR
Exons: 4
Coding region: 545-1486 (313 amino acids)
Biological process (GO): regulation of DNA-templated transcription
Cellular component (GO): nucleus
Molecular function (GO): DNA-binding transcription factor activity; sequence-specific DNA binding; protein dimerization activity
Source: RefSeq, a predicted model, not a curated record